Xiphophorus couchianus (Monterrey platyfish) is the source of this 5228-nucleotide messenger RNA. It is a transcript of the gene cdhr5-rs, whose product is annotated as cadherin-related family member 5, related sequence. The record is from RefSeq and is a predicted model, not a curated record. Gene Ontology annotation, cellular component: catenin complex; adherens junction; membrane. NCBI's taxonomy places the organism in Eukaryota, Metazoa, Chordata, Actinopteri, Cyprinodontiformes, Poeciliidae. Gene Ontology annotation, biological process: cell morphogenesis; calcium-dependent cell-cell adhesion; multicellular organism development. The coding region runs from base 2757 to 4778 and encodes 673 amino acids. The transcript is spliced from 14 exons. Gene Ontology annotation, molecular function: calcium ion binding; beta-catenin binding; cadherin binding.
GUAAAGUACCUGUUGUUCAGGUAAAGUAAAACUUCCUGUCUGGUCCAAAGACUCUUCUUUAAGAGUCCUCUUUGCCUGUCCUCAUCUCGACUUAGGGCAGGACCAGAGUCAGACACAACAGCAGGUGUGAAGAUCAUGUUUUGCAGAGAGAAGUUCUGUUGCUGGUUCCGGAUAAGCCUGUUUCCUCUGUGCUGCUCUGGAGCACAAGGCUUUCUGUUGAGAUGAAUCACAUUCCCAGGCCUGGAAUCCGUUUCAGUCCCUCCAUGAUCCACUGUGGAAUAACACGUCUUGGGGGCAGAACAUCCCAAACCCACUCCUUUGUUCUGAGUCACGAGCCGCGAAGCGCCUGGAACGGAUCUGAGGUCAGCAGAACCUGAGACUUCGUCCUGAGAGGCGGAUUAAAGGUCAGAGCAGCAGGACAAAGACUCAGCUGAGACAGCAAAAUGUCAUCUGGACAAGUUAACCUUUAACUGUAUGAGGAGGCAGAACCUGUUGACAGAACCACAACCAGAACCUCUUUCUGCUUCAGAGUCGAAAGAUUUCAAAAUCAGCAUCUGGGAUCCGAGUCGCUCCUGGUUCAGUGGGUCCACCUCUGGUUCUGGAAACCAACUGGCUGUGGAGGUGCAGAGGUCUCCAGCGCCCUGGUUCCUAGGAUAUAGGCAGGCGGCUGAAAUGUCUUACUGCAGGGCUUUUCAAUGUGUGGGGGAUGCCCCCAGGGGCAACAGGGCUCUUUGUAGGGAAAAAAACUAUGAGCGUUUACCUAAUUUCACCAAGACUAUGCUGGACACUAAAUGUGCAGGUUUUUAGUAUCUAAAGCUACAGUGAGUGAGGAAGCAGAGUCUGGGUCAAGCAAAAAUGAAAACAAGGAAGUAUAACCAGAAAUAUUUACAGAAAAUCUUUGGGGACCCCCUGAUAAUCUUAAAUAUUUUCAUUUGCAAAUCUUUGGGUGUUUGGAUCAGCUAUUUCAAUUUGAUAUAUCAAAUAACUGAUGGGCACAGUGGUAUUUCAGUAUUAACAUGAGGGUUAGUGGACUAACAGAAAAUAUGCCAUAUCAUUUAAACAAAAUUUGAUAGGGUGCAGAAAUGUAGGCACCCUUGUUAUGUUGUUGAUUUUAAUGUUUUAUCUACUUAUCACUCAUUUAUUGGAACAAAAAUUGAUUUGGAAAGCUCAUUAAGAUUUGAACUUCAUAGACAGGUGUAUACAAUCAUGAGAAAAAGUACUUAAGGUGGCCAGUUGUUCUCCUCUUUGCAUCUCCUGUGAAGACUGUCAAAACAAAUGUCACAUGACCUGAAAACAAAGAUCAACACUAUGAUUUAGAGGAAGGAUGCAAAAAGUAAUUGCUGUCAGUUUCCACUGUAAGGAUUAAGACCACUGGCACCGUUCUAGUUAAGCUCAGAUGUGGCAGGUCAAGAAAAAUAUCAGAGGCAGAGAAGAAGAAUGGUAAGAACAGGCCACAGACAUACGACCUCAUCUUGCUGCAGAUGGUGUCACUGUGCAUCGUUCAUCAAUUCAGUGCAUUUUGAACAAGAAGAGGCUGCGAGGGAGAGUGAUGUGGCAGAAGCCUUUUCUGCAAGCACGCCACAACCAAGCCAGCUACAUUUUGGGAUAAGGUGCUGCAGACGGAUGCAUGGCGCCAGAAACACAGCAUUCCAAAAACACUUGCUGCCCACUGUAAAAUUAGGUGGAGCUCCCAUCAUGCUUUGGAGCUGUGUAGUCAAUGCCAGAACUGGGAAUCUUGUUAAAGUUGAGAGACACAUGAAUUCCACUCAAUACCAGCAGAUUAUUGAGAAUAAUGUUCAAGAAUCAGUUACAAAGUUAUGCUGGUGAUGGAUAUUUUAACCAGACAAUGAUCCAAAUCCACUCAGGCAUUCAUGCAGAGGAACAAAAACUGUUGUGCAGAGGCCAUCCCAGACAGAAUAUCAUCUCCAUCUGUGGGAUAAUUUGAAGCGGGCUGUCCAUGCUGGGCGGCAUUCAAACCCAACUGAAGUGAAAUUUAGUAAGGAGGAAUGGUCCAAAGUGAACAGGAAGAAUCUAGAGGCAGUUAUUUUUGCAAAGGAGCGUCUACUAAAUAUUAAUGUGAUUUUUCUGUUGAGGUACCCCUCAAAUCUUUUCUUCAUGCUUGUUGCACAUUUUCUAUUGAAUCCAAUAAACUUCAUUGUCCUGGUGGAAUAUAACUGAAAUAGCUGACCCAAACACUUUUGAAAAUGAAAAUAUUUAAGACUUUAAAGUAUUACUUUUUCAUAAGACUGUAAAUUCAGGCUAAUCAGCAGAAGCAGGAGAACCCCCAUAGGCCUGUUGGGCCGCUGUGGUCCAAUCAGAGCAGGCCGCCUUCAUGUGACCAGAACCAGCCAACCAGUGUAACAGCAGAACUUGGUGGAGUUUUUCCUUCCACCAACAUCCAAUAAUCAAACCCACAUAGUUUUUGGGAUUUCACUUCCAGAAUGAGUUUAAUUACGUAGUGAAAGAGUCGAGCUGAGCUGAUAAUCAGCUGACAGCGAGGCGCUGCAGCAGCAGGUGGAACUAACAGGCUCCUGCUGCCCUACUUAUCCUGCUUACUAAUGCUGCAUAAGCUCUCUAAUGCUGCCUCACACACUCUCUGACACACACACACACACACUUCUGUGACACAGCUAGCUCCUUCCAGCUCUGGAGCCAAAGCAUGAAGACAUGAAUCUGUGACAAAUCAGGUCCGCAGCCAGCGAGGCCGAGACAGCAGCCAACCGUAGGCCAGCCGGACGGAGAGGUAAAGGAAGAAAAUGUCAUGGAUGUUCUGUCUGCUGCUGUGGCAGCUUGUUCUCAGAGUUUCCUGCCAUGUUGCUACAGGUAAGAACAUUUACUACAUCGUUAGUCAUGGGUGUUGCUUCAGUACAUCAACUGCUGGUUCUGUUUGGUCCUUAGCUAGUCUGUGUACGGCUGGCUCCAACAUCUUUGCGUCUGUCAGGGAGAACAGUCCAGUGGGUCAGUUCAUCUCACACAUCAGCAUCAGAUCUGACCCAAGAGCCAACACCGUGCGUCUGUGCCUGACCGGACCGAAUGCCAACUGGUUCUACUUAGAAGGUCGAACCAUCAGACUCAACUCGUCUGCAUCCAGAGUCCUGGACCGAGAGGUUCUGGGUCCGUUUCUGAUCGCCGAGCUCACCUGUUAUGAGGACGAUAUCAAACAAAGCCACUACAGGAUUCUCGUGGAGAUUCUGAAUGAAAAUGACAACAAACCAAAGUUCCUGGAGGAGACCAUCCAACCGUUCAUCAUCAGCGAGGUUGCAGCAGUAAACUCUGUGGUUUUCACUGUGAAGGCUGUCGACUCAGAUGGAGAUAUGAUCAGCUACAUCAUCGACCAAUCCUCGGAAGAUGCAUGGUUCUUCAGGAUCGACUUGCCCAACAGUGGGAAAGUGGUGCUGAGCAAACCUCUGGACUAUGAAAGCAGAACUCGGCUACAGAUCAUCAUGUGGGCCCAGGAAUCAAACACUGAGGAGAAGUUCAACAUCUCCACUGUCCUCACCAUCAACAUUGAGGAUGUUGACGACCAGUAUCCUCACUUCCUGCCCUGCACACCUGUGUCCCCAGGAGUCCCGAUCUGCAUGAACCCAAUCUACACAGCCAACAUCACACAAAAACACCAGGACUCGGUUCUGGAGUUUUCUCCUGGUCCAAUCAGAGCCAGGGAUGGCGAUCGAGGCAUCAAUGCUCCUCUCAUGUAUACGAUCCUGUCAGGUGACAAUCAUGACAGGUUUGUGAUGGACAACAGGACAGGUGAGAUCAGGCUAACCAGAGCUGUAGACGAGCGUCAGCCAGGAGCAAACUUCACGCUCAUCGUCAUGGUGUGUCAGGUAGAGGACCGGUUAAAGUACAGCGUGGCCACAGUUGUGGUCAGGGUUCUCAGUGAGAACUCCUUCCCGCCAGUCUUUAACACAACCACCUUCAAAGGCUUCAUCAUCCAGAGCUCAAGCCCCGCCUCCAUCGUUUCCACCUAUGGGAACCAGGUGUUGCAGGUCCAGGUAUCUGACCAGGAUUUCUCUGAUGGAGUGAACCCAAACAUCCGGUUCUUCCUCCAUCCGCCAUCCCGACUGUACCAGGUGACCCAGGAGGGGGUUCUGAUCGCCCGGACGGACCAGCUGAGGGCCUUUGACAGACACAUUCUGCAGGUUGUUGCCAGGGAUGAAGAAUCAGGAGAAGAAGCUUCAGCUUCAGUGGACAUUGAAGUCCUGCAACGAGGACAGGCAGUGCCUCAUGGUGCGUUCACAGAGCAACAGCUAUUUGGGGAUGUGGACAGCAGGUUGGCAGGAGGAAUCGCAGCGCUGAUUCUGCUGACAUUUCUGUCAGCCUUCCUGUUUCUGCUGCUUCGAUUCGUGCGAAGGCGCCGGCCGCAGGAAGCUGAUGUCCUGCCAGCCACCACAACCUUACAGCACCAUAAGGUGAGUUCCAGGUCUCCAGGCUUCAUGGACGAGGCUCUCCGUCGCCAAGCCUCCUUGCGGUCAGGCAGCUUCCACGGCAGACAGGGUCUCUACAUCCGUAGGCAGUCUCUUCCUCCUCCAACUUCCUCCUCCUCAGCAGCAGACAGCAGGUCCAGACCUCAGUCUCCAUCCUCGGAGGUCUCUCUCAGCGAUCCGGCAGGCCGCUGCCGCUUCCAGACGGAUAUGUUCGUCGUGGUAGAGAAACCUGCAGGUGUGGCGUCCGGCUGGGCGAGGUCACCUGACGUCACUGCAGGCCUGCAGGUCCAUGCUGGGAUGCCCCAGAGUGACGAGGACAUUAACAUUGACCAAUCAAAGGAGGACACUUGAAAGAUUGUUCCAGUCAAUCACAGAUUAAGACUGCCUGGGACACGCAAUGUGUGAUUGAUGGGCAGAUUUAAACUCAUACUCUCUUUGUUUUUAGUACUUUGAAUGAAAAAUGCCUUCAGAAAUUACUUAUGAAUAAAAACAUGUUUAAUUUAUGUGUAAAAAAACAUUGUGGUACAAAAACAGGAAGAUUUUCCCCUGAGACUUUAACUGUACCUGCAGUAGUGAGCAGAGCGACCACCAGGGGACCCAAGCGAGCUGGCUCUGUGCCCUGCAUCCUGAGGUGGAGACAAACGCAAAUAACAGAAUGAAAUCCUGUUUCCUUUUUCCAUCUGUAUGGUUCUGAUUGGAUCUUCUGAGAAGUUCUGCUGAUUAAAUCUCCCUGGUGACACUAGGAACCAAAGGUCUGGCCCUCGUUUCAGAUGGGAAUAAAAACAUCAGUUGAACUCCAAA